This is a messenger RNA of Lathyrus oleraceus (garden pea), 1296 nucleotides long. RefSeq lists its product as uncharacterized. Lineage: Eukaryota; Viridiplantae; Streptophyta; Magnoliopsida; Fabales; Fabaceae. The coding region runs from base 1 to 1296 and encodes 431 amino acids. The record is from RefSeq and is a predicted model, not a curated record. The transcript is spliced from 3 exons.
AUGGAUAUUGUUAAGAAGGUCAACUACAGAUACAACAUCGUCUACAAGUUCCCAAGCCCGGUUCUGGAUGAUCUUCUCAAGCUAGCUAAAAGGUCUCCCCAUGAUAAUCUUGAUGUCUUCAGAAAGGAUUAUGGAAAGAUUUUAGGUUACUUGAAGAAACCUGAUGUUACUCAGGUUGUUGCUGCUCUUUAUUUGAGUGAAUAUAUUAUGAAGGCUAACUUUAAGAAGAAGGGAAGUGUUUGUGGUUAUCAUUUGAGUUUUCUGUUGAAAGAAGCUGGUGGUAUGGAUGAUAAGAAAGAUUGGAAGGCUCUCAAUGUUGUUUUAGCUUGUUGUGUUUAUGGGAUUGUGUUAUUUCCUAAUGAAGUGAAGUUCGUUGAUGAGAACAUUGUUGCUAUCUUCAUUCAAAGGAGUCAUGUUCCAACUCUCUUAGGAGAUUUUUAUCAUUCCAUACACUCUAGGAGUUACAAAGGGAAGGAUGGUGUCGUUCAUUGUUGUGCACCACUAUUAUACCAUUGGUUUAGAAGUCAUCUCCUUUGCCAAGGUGUUUUUGUUGAUAUCCAAGACACCUUGAAGUGGUCCCAAAGUCUGAUGGGACUCACCUCCAAGGACAUUGACUGGUACAAACAUAGUUUGAGUAGGUCGGAAAGUAAAGAAGUGAUCUUUAGCUGUGGGGAGUUCCCCAAUGUGCCUGUCAUGGGGAUGAGGGGUGGCAUUAAUUACAACCCAACUAUUUCCCAAAGACAAUUAGGGUAUGCUUUAAAAGAUCCACCUAAGGAUAAAGAUGUACUACUUGCAAAGAAUGAAGAGUUAGGGGUAAAGCUCCUUGUGGCCAGUCAAGAGAAAUCUCAAUUGUCUCACAAACUUAAGAAAGUUCAAAGAGAAGUGACUGGGGUUGUGAAAUUUAAGAAGAGAUCAAGGUUUGAAGAUGGUAGAGAAAUCACGUAUGUUUCUGUUGAAGUUCAUAAAGAGGUUCUUGAAGAAGAUGAAGAUAAGAUCAAGCGAAAGCACCGAGAUUAUGAAGUUCUUAAAGCAUCCAAAUCCAAUAUGGAGAAAAGAUACAGAGACAAGAUUGAAGAGUCAGAGAAGAAACUCCAAGCUAAAGAUUUCCAGUUUGAAGAGAAGAACACUCAGAUGCUAGGGGUGGAGACUCAACUCAAAGGAAGCAACAUUCAGUUGGGAAACGUUGUAGAGGAGGUUGCAAGUCUCAAGGUUCAGUUGGAGGGAAAAGAUGAUGAUCCUACACAGAUUCUGCUUCCAGAAUGCAAUGAGUGCGAGAAGUUGAUUGAGCAGUGCUAA